Bufo gargarizans (Asiatic toad) is the source of this 7334-nucleotide messenger RNA. It is a transcript of the gene KDM5A, whose product is annotated as lysine demethylase 5A. NCBI's taxonomy places the organism in Eukaryota, Metazoa, Chordata, Amphibia, Anura, Bufonidae. Gene Ontology annotation, biological process: chromatin remodeling. Bases 1617 to 6716 code for a protein of 1699 amino acids. The transcript has 28 exons. Gene Ontology annotation, cellular component: nucleus. The record is from RefSeq and is a predicted model, not a curated record. Gene Ontology annotation, molecular function: DNA binding; histone demethylase activity.
UUCUCUCUCCUCGUUCUAGCGCUCACACCACCACCGAUCAAAACUUUUGAUAUAUCUCUAUACCAUAUAAAAAGUUUUAUGAAAAAUCACUGCCCCAUUAUUGAUUGUUCAACCAUCCUCCUGCUUCCGUCCAAUGUUUAUGGCAUUGUUUACAUGGCAGGACCUGUCACUUCCAGUCUCCAGAAUGAGGCUGCUGCCCCUGCUGGUCGCACCUGGUAAUGCAGCAUUGUAGAACAGGCAGCACAGGAUGAGGCGGAGUGAUACCGAGCAGCCCUGCACCCCAGAUCCCUCCGCCCGGUUAAGCAUCAAUAAUGCUGUGAAAGAGCCGCCACCUGACGCGGUACCGUCUUAAAUCUACGCGGAUCUCAUCUCCGGGUACGGCCGCCACCACAGCGGCUGGGCAGUACCUGCUCCCGACUGGCGGAGGGGGACAGUUCCGGUUUCCGGUGACCCCCAGCUUCCGGCAACGGACUGAGACGAAAACAAACCGGUGUUUGGUGCCCGGUGACUGAGGGACUCGGCCGGGGGGGUGAGAUAAGUGUCGGGAGGCCGGUCGGGGCUCCGUCAUCACACCGGGGACGCACAGACCGCCAGGACCGGGCCCGGGGAGCCGCACUGCUCUCUACCUGUACAGGAGGGGCCCCCAGGAGGAGUGUGGCGAUCGGGGCUGUCCAGGGGCCCUCACCCUUCAGCAGGAGUUUUUUUCCGGACCGGAGCUGAUGGCAGGAGAGGAGAUCCGGGGUUCACCUUUUCCCAGGAGUGAUCUGGGGGUGUCUCUUCGGCCUUGUCCAGGUUGUCGGGGCCGAUCCGCCUCGUCUUAGGUGUCAGGUGCAGUCUUCGUGCCCUGGUUGCCAGGCUUUAUCAGUAAUUCAUUGGCCUCUGGUAUCCUGGUUGUCAGGGUUUAUAAGUGACAUUAAUCUGGUUGUCAGGUAUAAACUUCUGGAGCCUGGGUUGUCAGAACUUAUCACCCAUUGGUUGGGUUGCCCGGAAUAAUAUUCUGGUGGUCAGGGCUUCUCGGUGAAAGAUUCGCCUGGUUGUCAGGAGUCUUUUUCUGGUACCCUUGUUGUCAGGCUUUCUCAUUGAUUAGUUGGUCUGGUUGUCAGGGGGCGAUCUGAAAGCGUCUUGGUUGUCAGUAGUUGAUCUGUAGGGGCGGGUGGGGUUCUGGUUUUCAAGGCCAAUUGUUAGGUGGUGUCUUUAUUAGGGAGUGAUUUUUCUAUUGUCUUUCCAGAGACAAUCUGGUUGUCGGGGCUCAUCAGGGGAUGAUGACCUGAGUGUGUCCUGCUUGUCAGGAGUAAUCUGGAGGUGGCCUGCCUUGGGAGGGGGAGAUGUAAUGUCUUGGUUUUUUAAGAUCUACAGGUGUGUCGGUUGUCAGAGAUAAUUACAGGGGGUGGUGUUGUCAGGGGUCAUCUGGGUUCUUUCAGGUAACAGAAAAUUAAAUGAGGCAACCCCAUUGACUAUGGGAAUUUUGGGGUGAAACAGCUGAUCUAUUCUACCGCCCCCAUCCCCUGCCCUGAGGACCAAGAGCUUUGUACUGCCUGGCAAUGAGGAGGGACAGUUAGUGCCAGGGCACGGACCCGGCUGGCAUCUGAACAUCCCUCCAACUAGACUGAAUAGCUAUGUCGGUGGAAACAGCACUGCUGCCUGGCAUGGCGUCAUACAAUGAGUUUGUGCCCCCUCCGGAGUGCCCGGUGUUUGAGCCCAGCUGGGAGGAAUUCUCCGACCCCCUGAGCUUCAUUGGACGCAUCCGACCCAUUGCCGAGAGAACUGGAAUAUGCAAAAUAAGACCCCCUAAGGACUGGCAGCCUCCCUUCGCCUGUGACGUCAAGAGCUUCUGUUUCACUCCCCGGGUGCAGCGUCUGAAUGAGCUGGAGGCUAUGACCCGCGUGAAGCUCGACUUUCUGGAUCAGCUGGCAAAAUUCUGGGAGCUGCAAGGAUCUACACUCAGGAUCCCAGUGGUGGAUCGUAGGCUUCUCGAUUUGUAUGCACUGAGUAAGGUUGUUUCCAGUGAAGGAGGCUUUGACAUCAUUAGCAAGGAGAAGAAGUGGUCAAAAGUGGGCAGUCGUUUGGGGUACGUGUCAGGGAAGGGCACAGGGUCUCUACUGAAGACACACUAUGAGCGAAUUCUCUACCCUUAUGAGCUCUUCCAGUCGGGGAUCAGUCUCAUGGGCAUCCAGAAACCAAGUUUAAAAGUUGAGGAGAAAGUGGAAGUGGCAGAGCCAUGCGAGGACCCCAAAGAAGCUGCAAGAACCGAGAAGACAAACAUUCCCUUGAAGAGAUCCAGGAGACUCAAGUCUGAGGAGUCUGUGGAGAUCAGUAAAAGCCCAGAGGUGAAGAAGCUGCACACCUUCGGAGCUGCUCCCAGGAUGAUCGGGGUUGGAGACAGUGUUAAAGACAGAGCUGAUGAACUGUUCAAGAACAGGAAGAGUUCUAAGCUGGACGCUUUCGGGAUGCAGAUGAGGCAGAGGAAAGGCGCUUUGUCCGUCAAUUUUGUUGACCUGUACAUUUGCCUGUUCUGCGGCCGGGGUGAUUGUGAGGAGAAAUUACUGCUGUGUGAUGGUUGUGAUGACAGUUAUCACACAUUCUGUCUCAUCCCACCUCUCCCAGAAGUGCCCAAAGGAGAUUGGCGCUGCCCAAAAUGUAUUGCUGAGGAAUGCAGCAAACCACGUGAAGCCUUUGGAUUUGAGCAGGCUGUGAGGGAAUAUACUCUGCAAAGCUUUGGAGAGAUGGCUGAUCACUUCAAAUCUGACUACUUCAAUAUGCCAGUACAUAUGGUGCCCACAGAGCUGGUGGAGAAGGAGUUCUGGCGCCUGGUGAGCUCCAUUGAAGAGGAUGUGAUUGUGGAAUAUGGCGCUGAUAUUUCUUCUAGAGAUUUUGGGAGCGGCUUCCCGAUACUCGAUGGUCGGAGGAAACUGACACCUGAUGAAGAGGAUUAUGCCCAAUGUGGUUGGAAUCUAAACAACAUGCCCGUUCUAGAGCAAUCUGUUCUUACUCAUAUCAAUGUGGAUAUCUCUGGCAUGAAGGUGCCCUGGCUAUAUGUGGGCAUGUGCUUUUCCUCAUUUUGUUGGCACAUUGAGGACCAUUGGAGUUACUCCAUUAAUUACCUGCACUGGGGAGAGCCCAAGACGUGGUAUGGGGUUCCUUCUCAUGCUGCUGAGCAGUUGGAAGAUGUCAUGAGAGAACUAGCUCCAGAACUGUUUGAAACCCAGCCUGAUCUAUUACACCAGCUGGUGACCAUCAUGAACCCGAACAUAUUGAUGGAACAUGGUGUGCCUGUUUACAGGACAAAUCAAUGUGCGGGGGAGUUUGUGGUCACUUUCCCUCGUGCAUAUCACUCCGGCUUCAACCAAGGUUACAACUUUGCAGAGGCUGUUAACUUCUGCACUGCUGACUGGCUUCCCAUUGGACGUCAGUGUGUCAGUCAUUACCGGAGACUGAGACGGCACUGUGUAUUUUCCCACGAAGAGCUGAUCUUCAAAAUGGCUACAGACCCAGAGUGCUUGGAUGUUGGCUUGGCUGCUGCAGUAUGCAAAGAGAUGAGUACGAUGAUUGAGGAGGAGAGCAGAUUACGGGAGAAUGCCAUACAGAUGGGGAUCCAGCAGUCAGAAGAAGAAGUCUUUGAGCUUGUCCCAGAUGAUGAGAGACAGUGUGCCUCCUGCAGAACCACCUGUUUCCUCUCUGCUCUGACUUGCAAUUGCAACUCAGAUCGGCUUGUCUGCCUGAAUCAUCUGGAGGACCUGUGUACGUGUCCUACGCAGAGCAAGUGUCUCAGGUACCGAUAUUCACUUGAAGAUUUUCCUACUCUGCUGUACGGAGUGAAGUUACGUGCCCAGUCAUAUGAUACAUGGGUUAGCCGGGUAACAGAAGCACUGACAGCCAGCCUGAAUCACAAAAAAGACAUCAUUGAGUUGAAGGUCAUGCUGGAGGAUGCAGAGGACAGGAAGUUCCCAGAAAAUGAGCUCUACCGAAGGCUCAGAGAUGCAGUAAAAGAGGCUGAAACUUGCUCAUCCGUUGCUCAGCUGCUUUUAACAAAAAAGCAGAAACACAGUAAGCUGAGCCAGGACUCUGGGAAGACUCGUACUAAACUUACUAUGGAAGAACUCAAAGCCUUUGUCCAUCAGCUGUUCAGCCUGCCUUGCAUCGUCACACAGGCCCGGCAGGUUAAGAAUUUGCUUGAUGAUGUGGAGGAGUUCCAUGAGCGUGCACAGGAGGCAAUGUCUGAUGAAAUUCCAGAUUCCAGCAAGCUACAAGCUCUCAUUGAUAUGGGAUCCAACUUGUAUGUGGAGCUCCCAGAGCUACCUCGAUUAAAACAAGAGCUGCUUCAGGCACGGUGGUUGGACGAGGUGCGCCAGACUCUGUCUGAACCCCAUAAGGUCACUUUGGAUGUGAUGAAGAAGUUAAUAGAUUCAGGGGUGGGUUUAGCUCCUCAUCAUGCUGUAGAGAAAGCAAUGGCUGAACUUCAGGAACUGCUCACAGUGUCUGAGAGGUGGGAAGAGAAAGCCAAAUCCUGUCUGCAUGCUCGGCCACAGCACAGUGUAUCCAGUCUGGAAAGUAUUCUAGCAGAGGCGAAGAACAUCCAGGCUUAUCUGCCCAAUGUGUUGGCACUGAAGGAAGCUCUGCAGAGAGCUAAGGACUGGACCUCAAAAGUUGAAGCCAUUCAGAAUGGCAGUCACUAUGCAUACCUGGAGCACCUGGAGUGCUUGCUGAGCAAGGGCCGCCCUAUUCCUGUGCGUCUAGAUGCCCUUCCACAAUUAGAGUCUCAGGUUGCAGCGGCCCGAACUUGGAGGGAGCGCACUGGUAGGACUUUCCUGAAGAAGAACUCAAGCUACACAUUACUACAGGUGCUCAGCCCCCGUAGCGACAUUGGAGUUUAUGGAAGUGGUCGUAAUAAGAGGAAGAAAGUCAAAGAGCUGAUAGAAGAGAAAGACUUGGAUCUGGAUUCUAUGAGUGAACUAGAAGAGUCUCAUGAGGAACCACGAGACACUGCCUCUGUGGUUGCAUUAUUUAAGGAUUUGGAGCACAAGGAGGUAGAUUGUAUGCGUUCGUUGCGGGCUGCUAAUCUGGCCAAGAUGGCAAUGGUGGAUCGUAUUGAGGAAGUUCGGUUCUGCAUCUGCCGAAAAGCUGCCAGCGGCUUUAUGUUACAGUGUGAGCUGUGCAAGGACUGGUUCCACAGCACAUGUGUGCCUCUGCCCAAAACCAGUACCCAGAAAAAAGGCACUAGUUUGCAAUCAAAGGACGUCAAGUUUCUGUGUACGCAGUGCAUGCGUUCUCGGCGGCCAAGGUUAGAGACUAUUCUCUCACUGCUGGUGUCACUACAGAAACUACCAGUGAGGCUGCCUGAGGGGGAAGCAUUACAGUGCUUGACAGAACGUGCCAUGAGCUGGCAGGACCGGGCACGGCAAUCACUGGCCACAGAAGAACUCUCUUGUGCCCUAGCCAAGCUUUCUGUAUUGAGCCAGCGUAUGGUGGAGCAAGCUGCAAGGGAAAAGACUGAAAAGAUCAUUAGUGCGGAGCUACAGAAAGCUGCAGCUAACCCUGAUCUGCAGGGUCACCUGCCCAUAUUCCAGCAAGGUUCCUUUAGUCGAGGAAUGUCCAGCGUGGCUUCUUCUCCACAACCACCUUUAGACUACGAUGAUGAGGAGACUGACUCUGACGAGGAUAUCAGAGAGACAUACGGUUAUGAUGUAAAGGUAGUAAGCAACAUGGACACUGGUAGUGUGAAGUCCUCCAGCAGCUUAGAACCCAACCUAUUCUGUGACGAGGAGAUACCCAUCAAGUCGGAAGAAGUUGUCAGUCACAUGUGGACCACUCCAUCCUUCUGUACAGAGCAUGCAUACUCCUCCGCCUCCAAGAGCUGUGUGCAAACGUCAGGAACUCCCCGAAAGCAACCACGGAAGACCCCUUUGGUGCCUCGUAGCCUGGAGCCUCCUGUUCUAGAGUUAUCACCAGGAGCAAAGUGUCAGCUAGAAGAGCUCAUGAUGUUAGGGGAUCUGCUGGAGGUUUCUCUGGAUGAAACGCAACAUAUCUGGCGGAUAUUGCAGGCAACACAUCCACCGUCGGAAGAGAGGUUCCUGCAUGUUAUGGAGGAUGACAGCCUGGAUGAGAAGCCAGUGAAAGUGAAAAGUAGGGAUUCUUCAGAGAAGAAGCGCAAGAGGAAGUUGGAGCGAGCGGAGCAGUUCUUAGCUGAGGGAAAACAAAGAUCCAAGGAGCUAAAAAAACUGGACAAGACCAAAAAGAAGAAGCUCAAGCUGGGACAUGACAAGGCCAAGGAGCUUAGUAAACUGGCGAAAAGGCUGGCCAAGGAGGAGGAGCGCAAGAGAAAGAAAGAGAAAGCAGUCGCUGCCAAGGUUGAGCUUAACAAAGAGAUCACUGAAAAGAAGCGAGAGAAGAAGGUGCUGGAUAUCCCAUCCAAGUAUGACUGGUCAGGAGCAGAAGAUUCUGAUGACGAGAACGCUAUAUGUGCAGCUCAGAAUUGCCAGCGCCCUUGCAAGGACAAGGUGGACUGGGUGCAGUGUGAUGGCGGCUGUGAUGAAUGGUUUCACCAGGUCUGUGUCGGUGUCUCUUCUGAAAUGGCCGAGAACGAGGAUUACAUCUGCACGAACUGUACCAGAAAGAGAGUCCCAGGACCAUGCCCGCCUUACCCCCCCUGUCCCCCUACUUUGACUUUCACCGCCGGAUUCCCCUUGCCUACCAUUGAGGUGAAACAGGAGGUCAGCUAGCAUAAUGGAUUUUUUUUGUUGUUUCCCCUUCUUGGUUAUCCAUUUGCUCCUACUACCCUCUGCCAACUUCCUGGCAGAGUCAUGUUUAUUAGAUAGUGCCCUCAGCCUUGCACAGAUCCCCAUCAUUGGACUACAGACAAUCCGGGCUGGCAUUGCUUGGUAGGAAAGAUAAAACUGUAUUGUCCGUCAGUAUCCUGUCAAGAUUUCUGAUCCCACCCCCAGCCGAUUCAUGGAUUUCCCAGAAGUGACUUUUUAUAAUGGAAGCCCAUAAACCCAGGAUGUCACACAUGGCCAGAGGGAGGGAAGUGCUUGUCCUCUCAGGUUUUAGGUGGGGUAUGAUUUUGUGGAUGCCCUUCCUUUUCUUUCCAGGUAGGUUACAGAAGAGGAUGAAGACUUAUUUGGCUGCCUUGCCCAAGUAUUGGUGCUGGUGUCUGGAUUUUUCAUCACAUGAAGGGUAUAUGACUGAACACUUCAAUUUUGGCGAUGGGAGACCGAGGGUGGAGGAGAUUGGUUGUCUGUGUAGGAUUUGGUUUUUAGAAAAUCCUGGGGAAGGUUAAAACCCAUCUUCCCCCUUCUUCUUUCUGUGACUACUGACUUGUAUAAAUAGUUUCUCUCCUA